Molecule: messenger RNA, 2175 nt
Organism: Triticum turgidum subsp. durum (durum wheat)
Lineage: Eukaryota; Viridiplantae; Streptophyta; Magnoliopsida; Poales; Poaceae
Source: the annotation of a GenBank genome assembly
AUGGCGAUUGAAUCUCUCCGUGACAAUCUGGACACUGUCGAAGCAACCGACCAACCAUACGAUGGUGAUUCCUCUUUCCAGCAGCAACUCACCACGUGCAAUUACAACCAUGGUCCGCACUUCUUUCCCCAGCCAACCACUGGAGCAAGAACAUAUCUGCAUCGUACAGACACUGGCCCUGGGUUGUGCAAUGUCAACAGCAGCCAUGGACAGAACCAAAUUCAAAUCGCUGCGGAACAUCACCGGAUGAGAUCAAACGAUGCUCUUCACUACAUAAGCCAGAUGCUGAUGGAAGAUGUCGACGAGAGGGUCGACGUAUGCCAAGGGGAGGCUGCUCUCCAGGCUGCUGAGAAACCGUUCCGUGACAUUCUUGGGCAGGGAUACACGCCGGCCACUUACUGGCCGCCAUUGCAUGGCAACAACGAAACAGGUAUCUCAGAUAAGAGUGGCAGCAGCUGUCACAAGAGGCUCUGGAGCAAUAGCUUCAGUAAUUACUGUUCCGGUUACAGCGUGUUACGGCCCUUAACCACCCCCUUGAGUCCAUACAUCUGCAAUACGAGCCUUUCUCUACCAAACCAUCCGUUGACAAGUGUUGGACAGGCUUCUGGAUCUGGUUUCCCCACCUUGGAUUGUCAGAGAAGAGGCAUCGAGGAGGCAACGAUGUUUGCUCCAAGCAUUCAUAAACUGGUGAUAUAUUUAGAGAAUGGCAUACUUUCUAUUUCGCAACUAACUACAAAGGCAAAAACAGGAGAGAGAAGCGAAAACGCAAUCUUUGCGCUGGCAGACCAAAGGGAGUGGGAUAUCUUGCAAGGGAGGGGCCAUAAACACCAUGCCAUCACCACUUGUGCAAUAAUUCGAAAUGAAAAUUUUGACGGAGUUCUGCUAGACCAUGUUUGUCAGACUUCCGACCAGACAACAAGACUACGAGAAACGACGGCGGAGAAAGGAAACAAUAACUCACUGAAAGGCCGGAGCAAAGGACGUCAGAAGCUAUGGCAGAGGAAGCAACCAAAGAAAGAGUUGGUUGAUCUCAGGGCUCUCCUCGUCCAUUGCGCACAAGCUAUAGCAUUAGAAAACCACCUGUUGGCCAGUGAAGUCCUACAGAAGAUAAGACAACACUCCUCAGCAGAUGGUGAUUGUACUCAGAGACUGGCAUUUUACUUGGCGGAUGGCCUUGAGGCACGUUUGGCUGGGAUCGGGAGCCAGGUUUAUCGCAACCUCAUGGAGAGGCGAACAAGUACCACAGAAUGGUUAGAGGCUUACAGCGUUUUUAUUGCAUCUUGCCCUUUUUUCAAGACGUCAUACUACUUUGCCAGCCAAGCUAUUCUUGAUGUCUCAAAAGGGCAACCAAGGGUGCACAUUGUUGAUUUUGGCAUCGACUUUGGCUUUCAGUGGCCACUAAUGAUUCAGAGGUUUGCACAGCAAGAAGAGGGAGCCCCUAAGCUUCGGAUCACAGGUAUAGACGUUUGCCAGCCAGGUUUCCACCCCUGCGAAAUGAUCGAGGAGACAGGGAAGCGGUUGGCUGAUUAUGCAAACAUGUUCAAGGUACCUUUUCAGUAUCAGGGCAUUGCCGCUUCAAGAUGGGACAACAUUAAAAUUGAGGAUCUUAACAUUGACGAGGAUGAAGUUCUCAUAAUUAACUGCAUAUUCCGGAUGAAGAAUCUUGGUCUUGAAACCGAUGGCAUAUAUAGUGCAAGGGAUGAGGUGCUGAAAACUAUGAGGAGGAUGAACCCAAAGGUUUUCAUUUCUGGCACUGUGAAUGGGUUAAAUAGUUCUCCCUUCUUCAUACAACGAUUCAAAGAGGUUAUGCUCCAUUACUCUUCAUUGUUUGACAUGCUUGAUGCAAAUGUUCCACUGGAUAAUGAAGCAAGAAAGAUGAUUGAGAGGACCCCAUUUGGGCGGGAUGCACUUAACAUAAUAGCAUGUGAGGAUGCAGAAAGGACUCAGAGGCCACAAAGUUACAGGCAGUGGCAAGCAAGGUGCCUCAAGGCUGGGUUCCAGCAGCUUCCUGUUGAUCAAGCCAUCUUAAAGAACAUAGUACACAUGAAGAACUUACACUAUCAUGACGAAUUCUUUGCUAUUGAAGACUGCGGCUGGCUGCUACAAGGAUGGAAAGGGAGAGUAAUCUAUGCUAUAUCCAAAUGGAAACCUGAUGAAACGCAUGGUGACCAGUAA